AUGCAUCCCCUCCCCCCCUCAACUCGCGAGUACAAACCAGCGAGUAUGUUUGACAGAGGACAGGGGUCGCGCGCAUCAGGAAGAUUCGCCUACAAUCACUUCCCCUGUUUCUUUGAGCUCCGGCUGAAGGGUUGGGGUGCUCUGAGGUGGGAGUGA
This is a messenger RNA of Auxenochlorella protothecoides, 156 nucleotides long. RefSeq lists its product as hypothetical. Bases 1 to 156 code for a protein of 51 amino acids. The transcript has a single exon. The record is from RefSeq and is a predicted model, not a curated record. Lineage: Eukaryota; Viridiplantae; Chlorophyta; Trebouxiophyceae; Chlorellales; Chlorellaceae.